AUGCGGCCUUCACAAGACUGGAGAGGAACAACGUCCAGUUCACGUGUUUUCGUUCAGAAGGGCUACCAACUUUCCGAUGAACUUUCGAUGCGACAUAUGCGGGUCGGUUUCUUAACAAAAUCUGUUCAUGCUAAUUAGAUUUAGUGUUUCUUUAUUCAUAACCGGAUUUGUUCUUUCUUGUUUUCUUGUUUUGUAAUUUUUCAAGGUUGAAAACUUUGAGUGUUCAUAGAUUAUUUCUUAGAGAAAAAGAUUUUUUUUCAUCAAUUUUUGUGUUGAUUGUUUAUUUCUUCUACUCAAAUGAAAAAUUUUUAGGUGACCAAUUGAGAAUUUUAUGAAAGUCUGCAGGAAAACUUUUUCAAGUAAACAAAAAAGUACCCCUUUUCUUUUUCUGUUGAGUUUUGAAGCUUUGAAAAAAACGAAAAAUUCCUCCUUUUUCAUUAUUUCAGAGCAAGCUUACUUUUGAGGCUUCAUAAAUUGGCUAAAAGAGGAAUUGAAGAAGCCUUUUUUCAACAAUAUAUAAAAUAUUCUUCAAGUAAAUUUUUGUGAAAUCUCAACUCAAUUGAAAACCUUUCUUUGUAUGAAAACGUUUUUUCGUGUAGCUUUAUUCCAUUCUAUUUCAUUUUUUAAACGCUUUCCAUCCCGUUUUCAAUGUGAUUUCCGUGAAAUUCAAAAUUAUCUCUGACUCUCCAAAAUUCAAGAUCUUUUCCAUACUUGGACUGCUCUUUUUAAUUUCACAGAAUCACUUUGAACACGGCUUUAUAGAAGCGCCUUUUUGAUUUUGAAUGGAUCAAGUUUCAAUACUUUCUGCUGGGAUUUUGUUGAAGAUUUUCUUCUUUGCAGGUGCUGGAGAACAGGUACGGCGGCGGCAGGGCGCACAGCGCUGCCAUUGUGAUCCAGAGAGCGUUCCGCGAGUACUGUUUGCGCAAGAGAUGGACCCGGAUGACUACUUUUCCAGUCAUCAAGUAAACUUCUACUGUUUUUCUUAGAAGUUUCGAGAGUUCAGGAAAAAAAUCAGAAGUUCGCGUUUAGUUUUCUCGAUAUUUUAUCAUCACGAAUUCAUUAUUAUUUUUUUUUUUCAAUUUUAUAGAAAAUCACACUGAAAACACUUGCUCUCGAUAAUGCGUUAUUUUUUUGCCCACUCUCCUUAAAAAUCGACAAAUUAGUUUUCUGAAAACUUUAAAGCAAUAUAAGGGGAUAAUUGGUCUUCACUUGAGCAUUUUAUUCUCUAAUACUAAAAAAAUUUAUUUUGUUGAGUUGAAAAAAAUAUCAUGAAACAUUCAUUUUCCCUGUGUCAUUUCUGAAUAAUCGCGUGUCUUUAAAGGUUGAAUUUCUUGUUUUGAGAAAAAAAUCCGGGUAAUUUUUUUUCUUAACAUAAAGUUACUGUUCUUCAAGUGGAAUCAAAACUCGGAAUUUUUGUUCUAUUGAAGUUUUUCUUUUCUAGUUCUUAAUGUUAAAACCGCCAGUUCGGAAUAUUUAAGCAUGGAUUGAAGCUUCGGAUGACCUAAAAUGAUUUUUUUUUUUGCUUUGCGGCUAUUUUGAGAUAUUUUUAUGCUUUUUUCAAGAAGCUCGGCAAACUUUUUUGAAAGAAGCAGUAAAACUCGGAAGUUCUAGGAUGGAAAAUAGGCAAAAAAAACCCUUAAUUGUCUUUUUCAAACACUUUUCGUGCAAAUAUUAUUUUUAAAAAAUGUCUUGCAGUGGCAACGGCGUCGAGAGCUGUAAAUAUACCAACGGUUCACGAGCGAAUGACGGAUUCCAAACGAGCAGGUACACAUUUUGAACCGAAAAAAGUGAUUUCUUUCCUCGGGAUUGCGCACUUCUCUCGCUGAGCCCCGGGUCAAACCAUGCGAAGUUCUGACCACUUUUUGACAGGAAUUGUAAAUAACACGUCACGUUGAAGGAGCUGUCACCGAAGCAGAUUCCGACGCCCCGAAGCGUUUCGACCCAUUGCCCCGUUGCCCCCUUCUGUUUACUCUCAUCAUUUUUACCUUCCAAUUCGAUGACUUUACCCAGAUUUGCGCUUUUUUUGCUUCUCGAAACGUUUGAAAAACUUGCGAAACCAUUUUUUUCCUACUUUUUAACGUAACAGAAGGAAAAAAAUUUCCUAGAAAAAAAUCUAGUAAGAACCAAUUUUUUUGUUUUCAGUAUUCUCAUAUCAAUCUACGCUAAUAACGUUGUGUUUGCUGGAAAAACGCCAUAAAUUUUGAUAGAUUAAAAAUUAAGUUCUCUUUUGAUCGCUAAAUCUCGUUGCGCAAAAAAAUCUUACUCUCAAAAAAAUACCACACCUCCAAUCUUGGAUGAAUUUUCCACUGACCUCAAAAAAAUUUUUGCAGAUUUCUCACCGGAAUUUAUUUUACAAACACCUUUUUUUCUCAAAAAGGUUUUUUUAUAGGUUAACGAGUUUUUUUCGAUUUUCGAAUCAAGAUUAUUUUAUUUGAGUUGUAGAUAUGAUGAGAAGGUUGGAAACUAAGAAACGUCAGAAUUUGAGAAUAAAAACUGGACUUUCUUUCGCCGAACCUAUGUUUUUUUCGAAAGAAAUCCUACGGUAAGAUAAAAAAACUUUGAAUUUGAAAAGAAAUUAAAAAAAUAAAUCUAAUCCCAGAUAAAUUUUUUUUAUUUUCUUCUAACAGUUCAAAAAAACAAGAAUUUAUUGUUAAGUGACUGAAAUAGCGGUUUGAUUCCGCUUCAGGCGGAAAAAUGAAUGUGAUCGUUGAAAAAGAAUUGCGUUUAAUCCAAUUUCUGACAGCUCGAAAAUAACUUUAUGACUUUGAUAUAACUUGCAUUUUUUUGUUUAAUACGAAUUUCUCAUAUCAAAAAUGUGUUUGAAAUUACUUUUUUUGUCUAUUCUUUUUUUCAACUUCAACUCUUGAAAAUUUUUUUUAAUUAGCCCAAAUUUUUUUGCAAAAACUCAGAGCAAAACUUUUUUUCGCAAUGUGAAGUCAAAUAUUGAAUAUUUUUUUAAUCAAAGAAGCCUCGAUUUCAGUAGAUACGCGGCGGCGACGAGUUUGAGCGCCCAACUGCGAGCCGAUCGGGCCACUCGGGCCAACACUUUGGAGCGAAGUCCUCCCUCGCCGGCGCCUUCCGCCAUCAAUCAUUUCCAGAACAACACCACCAUCGGUUUGUCUUUUCAUAUUUCUUGUUGUACGAAAAAAAUCUCUCCUUGCCUCUUUCUCAUUCACGUGAUCGACACUGGAUUCGAAUGUGUUUCCUCUCUGGAAUUCUCACCUUUGAACCCCUCAAGAGGCUCUCUGCCACGGGAAGAGCGAUUCAACGAGUUUGAUAGUUUUUUGCAAGUUUUUUGAGGUGUACCUUGAUUCCCCCGAAAGAAAAUAAUUUUUCCCGUUUUCUGUGGAAACAAAUUUUUUGAGGCACCAUCUUCCUUUUUUGAUUCGGCUAUUGACAAGGAUAUGACUCAUAAUCUUAACUAAUAAGGAUAAAUAUAUAUACUCACUUUUCAACGAGUUCUCUUCAAAACUUUGAUUUUUGAGAGAAAAAAGAGGCAUUAUUUUUAAGGUUUUUUGAACUAGAUUUUCAAAUUUCAUGCAUUUCUUGAUUUCUUCUACUUCACCUGUCGGAUAUUCUGAUUAGUUUACGGCUUUCAACAAAAAAUUAUCUCCUAUUACCCCUUUUUCGCUUCACACUUUUGGUCGAGUUUUCUCCAUCUGACAAGAUUUUCGAUUGACUGGUUACGCAAUUUUUCCACUGGAAUAUCUGAAAAGCGGUUGACUUCGAAGAUUUUCAAUUGAACAAGUGAAGAAAUGCUCCAGAACCUCGAGUCUAUGGUUCGACUUUCUUGGAUUUGAUUCGGAACUCGUUUUGUCAUAAUCAACAAGAAAAAGGAAAAAUAUGAUAGAAACUAUUUGUUUACUGUUUUUUUUCCUUCUCUCUUUCGAUUUUACGUGAGAAGAAGAGCUCUCAAAGGCCAGUUGUCUUUUUCGAACGUUUGGCAAAUGCGAUUAUCAAUCAAGUCGCCGCAGGUGCGCGUGGCAAUUGGCCGGCCUGAGAAGCCUCCGAUUUUCUGAUUUUGAGGACAAAGACCUUCGGCGUAAUUAUUCUAGUACACGACCUUUAGUUUCACGUUUUCCGCUGCUCACUUGGCGCUUUUCCUUCAAAAAAAGUUCCAAACCCAAUUAAGACUUUUUUUUCGACUUUUUUUAAAAGUAACUUGUUUCAUUCUUUUGGGCUCUAAAUAUGAAAAAUGUGCCGAGGAUCACAAAAAUUUGGCUUCAUUUUUCAUCUGAUAUAACUUCACAACGGUUCGAUGGGACUGAAUAAAAAGGAAGUCAUAAUUAUUUUCUGAAUUUAUAUAUCUUUUAUUCAAAGAAAAUGGAUCUUUUGGAAAAAAAUUGGCAUAAGUUUUUGUCCUGAUAUUUUUGAUCCUCAUUUUUUUUUUUCUCAAACAGUUUAACAGGAUCAAUUUUCAAUUUUUUUUAAAUGUUUAUUUCUUUUUUUUUCUAAGGUCGGACUAGCGCUGUACAGCGCGCACUCUGAAAAUUUUCAUACGGUUUUUGCUAACCUGCCCCCCCCCCCUUUCUCGUUUUCUUUUGCCAUGUCUUCUCUCUUUUUCAGGUCCUACCGAGACUUUCCUAUGUAUGACAGGACCAGGGACUUUCCAUAUAACUUUCCAACUUGAAAACACAGUUUUUUGAUAAUGUUUGUAAGGAAUGUGGAUAGAAUUCCUUAUACAAGCUAUCAAGUUUUAGAAUUAGUCAAUUUGAAGGCAUUUCUCGAAAAGUUUUGGAAGCAGGAUACAUUGCGAAGUCAGAAGCCUCGGUAGGAAAGUUCUGAAAAGAAACGUCCAAAUGUUUAAAAUCGUAUCAGAUUUUUUUUAAAAAUUAAUAAUAUGAAUUUCACUCGGUUACAUAGAACAUAAGAUACAAGGGAAUUGACAAGUGUUCCCGAAGAUGGCUAUUUAUUAGACUUCAUUUGAGCCGUUUCAGAUAGCCUGAUGUCACCGCGACUGGGCCAGAAGCGGUUCGUCCGCGGCGGCGGUCCAUCCGGACUGCACGACGGCGGCGAACACGGAGUCGCGUCGGAAGUCUGGCUGCCGCGACCGUCGCUCGCGACUCACAACCCGGCUCACUCCAACUCGUUACCUCGGCUCGACAAACACCGCGUCCAGCCCCACAACGAGUUGGUUGCAACGUCGCGACAAAUAUCCGCGAAUCUUGCAGCGAGAACCGAACGCCGCGCAAGACGCUGUCAUCCACACCGCCGCGGCCCGUUUCCGAGCAGGAACGCAAGCGCCAGUAUCGUAUUGCUCUGAAUUUCUUCAACAGGUACACUCUUGUUUGCCCACCUCAUUGCUUGCUUUGAUUUUAGUUUUGUUUGGUUAUGGGGGAUUUUAUACCCUCUGAAUCUUGACCAGAGGCGUUGAUUUUCUUAUGGGGAAGAAUUGAGGAAAAUUGAAUGACAAGAUUAGGUUACAAAUGUUCGGUCUUCUAGCCUUAUUCAGCAAUGUAAAAGAUCUUAGUUUUCGAAAUAUGAUGUUUUGGUCUUCGAAGUUAUCAAAGCACAUCAUGUAUGGGCUUCCUUUCAAGAAUUAGUAAAAAUCAUACAAAAUUUUUGACUUAGUUACUUCGAUUUUUUCUCGAAUCUUGAACAUAAAGAUUAGUUCCAUGAGCUUUCACUCAAGAAAUAACGGCAAAGAGACCUAAAUUGACCCGACUGACCCUUUAGAUUUUUUCAAACGUAUCCUAGUCAGUACGUGAAAAUCAUUUGAAUAAAGCUCGCAAGAAUAUUUCUCAAUAGCUCAGUUAUCAAGCUUAACAGUGUAUAAAUAUAUUUUUUCUCAGAAAACCCGAACGUGGAGUCCAACUUCUGACGUCAUGGGGUUUCGUUGACGCGGUCCCAGAAUCCUUGGCUCAUUUGUUAUUUGGACGCCGUGGUCUGAGUAAACUCAUGAUCGGCGAGUACAUUGGCACACUACACUCUUCUUUCCAUAACCUAGUCUUAAAGUUGGUUUUUCUUAUAUAAUCAGCCUUGAUAAGUCUUUUUCUAGGUAUUUCAUCUCAUUAGUCGAGAUCCGAGGCCUGGAGAUCGAUGUCGCGUUACGCAAGGCAAUGCAGUUUUUCAUUCUUCCCAAGGAGGCCGAGAAGAUCGACAGGAUUAUCCAGGUAUUAAACGUCUUGGAAAAGUUUCUCAGAGGAGCAUGGGCGAAAUUUAGAAAGUAUUUAGUAAGAGACGAAAAAUCUUUGAGGUUAAGGAAUAUUUUUAUUUCUAAGCUUUUAAACAAGCUAAAAUUUAAUUUUAGGAAAUUUGUGCACCAUUUGAGUAGGGAGAAGAUGACACAGGGCUCAGACUCUGCAAAUUUCAACUGCUCUUUUCAAGAAAUAAGAUAAAAUUUUAAGAUCCAAAAUAAUAGUUUUUACCAAUCUGAAAGUUCAAUUUUCUGAACUUUCCUGAACUUACAUUCUCACCUCUCGCGAAUAUUUUCAAUUUCUGAUUCUUCCCGAAAAUAGUUUGUUCUAGACUUGCUCAUUUGUACCUUUCAGGCUUUCGCCAUCCACUACGCGAAGAAUAACCCGAAAAGGACGUCUCAGUUCCGCGGAGGAUGGGACACUGUUCAUCUCCUUUCCUUCGCCAUCAUCAUGCUCAACACGGACCUCCAUUCUCCCAACGUUAAGGCAAGAUAAACUUUAGAAAAGUUCUCUGAAGAAGUCGUUUCAGCAUCGGAUGAAGAAAGAGGAUUUCGUCAAAAACCUUCGCGGCCAGGACAAGGCUCCGGGCGAAAAAGAGGGCAAAGACAUCAAUCGGUAGGAGAUUCUGGAGAAUAACGAAUUAGAACUUAAAAAAUUUAGACUUCUGGAAAUGAAUGAAAACAUUGAAAUUUUCUCGAUUCUGUGGUUUUGAGAUGUUUCAAAUUUAGAAAAAACACCUUAAACUUGUUUCUCGAUUUUUCCUCAUAUUUUCCCGAUUUUGAGUACUUUUUGAAGAAAUAUGAACUUCUUUCUUAUUUUCAUCGAUAUCUUAUCUUAUUUAUUUUUCCUAUCCUUUCGAAAAAACAGGUUUGAAAAAAGAAUUUUUUUUCGAAAUUUCAGCAUUUUUGAUGUUUCCUGUUUCAAGAUUCAUUUUAUUUUACAGGGAGCUUCUCGAAGGAAUCUACGAGAGGAUACGAAAGGACGAACUCCGUCCGGGGGAUGACCACGUUGCCCAAGUCGCUCGCGUCGACCGAGCCAUCAUCGGGAAGGAUAAACCGGUCUGGACUUAUUUUAUAGAUUCUGCGCAGUAUUUUGUGGAAAACGGAAUACAAAUUGAUUUCCAGCGGCUGACGGAGACCCAACGUCGUCUGGUUUGCUACUGUCGCCUCCAACAAGUCCUCGACCCGUCCAAAAGACAGUCUUCUUCGGCCCGAGAACGCGACGUCUUCUUGUUCAACGACAUGAUCGUUGUACGAUUUUUCAUGUCCUUUUCAGACCUGUCUGUUUAGUUCAAAAAACCUGACAGAGAAAAAAAUUGGUUUUGAAAGAUGGUAAAAGUUGAAAAAAGGUUCCGUUUAGUAAAAUUCAGGAGGUUCAACAAGAACUUCGAUCUUAAUUAAGUUAGUUCAAUCUGUUUAUAACUUUUUCAUACAUCUCACGAAAACGAGAAAUCUAUGAAAUCGAAAGAUUAGAUUUUCGAGGAAAAACUGAUUCUGUAGGUUGGAAAAGGAAUGACGAAGCGACGGACGUCGGUGAUCAGCGGCGCCACGUACACCUUGAAGCACUGGUCGAUGCUCUACGGCGCGACAAUUCACGAGUUUCAGGUACCUAUUCGAGUAUUUUCCCCGAAAAUAGAAGCUUUUGAAGAAAGGACAAUAUGAGUUCGGCCUGACGAUUGUCUGUGUCGACAAGCAGAAGCUUCAUUUCAACGCCAGGAACUUUGAGGAUCGGUUCGUUUUUCAUUCUUUCUGUGAAGCUCAUUAUGACUAAUGCUUGCUGUUUCAACUUGUAAUUAUAAUAGUAUCUCAUUUUUCACAUGGUUCCCUGUUGGUUCAAGACUAUUAGAAAAGCUCAGUAUAAUUUCGAUGUUUUUCAGUUUUUGGUAGACUUUUGAUUUAUUUUUUUUUGUUGAAAGAUUCACAUAGGAUGCAAUUUUUAUAAUUUCUUCAGUUCGAAAAAAAAGUUCGAAAUUUACAGAUGUCGAUUCGUGGCCGAUAUCGCUGAAUCGAUAAGAGAAGCCACCGAAAUGGAGCAAGUCCGUUUGGAGGUAUAUAGGCUUUUUUCUUGAACCUUCAUUUUUCAAUCUACUGUGACCUUUAUAACGCGAAUCAGUCGUGUCGGAGUAUUUCUAGUGACCACAUUAGUAGCGUCAACACUAAGUGAUCCCUAGAAAUGCUCCGAAACGCUCGGAGCGCGUCCCGCUUUCAUUAACGAGAUCCGAGUAACUUUACUUGGAAUUUUUUGGUCAAAAUAAAAAGAAGUUAACACUGACUUUUAGGUCGAACUUGAGCGUCACACGCUUCGCAGUGACUCGCAGAGGGACAGCGGCUUGCCCGAUAUGGAUGAAUCCCUGAAACCGGUUUGUUUGGUGUUUUCUCUUUGUAGUGUCUAGAAAGUUCUUUUGAAAAGAAACGUUACCCUAUUUUCACACAGAAAGCCUUUUCUUAGUGUUGAUUCAUAUUAUUGAAGGCUCUCAAAAAAACGUUAGCAAAAUCUUUUUUUGCUCGAAACAAUAAAAAUAUUGUUCUAAUUUCAUUUUGAAUCUUUAUUGCAGAAUUUACAAAGCGGCGGGGCACAAAACGCCUCGUUUCGGCGGCUCUCUUUCAAUUCUUUGGACAGCGGCGUCGUCGAAGAACCUUGUGAAGUAAACUAAUUCCAUUAUCAUGUCAUUGAACUUCGGUUUGUCAUUAUUUCAUGUUUCUAGUCAUCUCGUAGUCCUCAUAAUUUGCUCCUGAAUGCUUCUUGUAGGUAUUUAUAUCUUAUAAAAUUUUCUUGUUCCACAUUUCAAAUUCCGACGGGGUUCAUCUCAUCUUCUCUUUCUUUUGCCAGUCUCUCCUAAAUAUGAUUGUCAAAUUCCAAUGGUUCUUCAGAAGUUUAGGACCAAAAGUCAUCAUUUUUUGUUAUUUUUCAUGUUUUUAGGCCAUAAAUGUAUAGGUGUUGAAUAUGAGCUAUGUGUAUUCUUCUUCACUUAACAACGAGGUAUAAUAAGUAUUGUUCCUUUCCAGUCUAUAUGGAGUUGCUCAAAAUUCACUUACCUUGAAAAUUGCCACAAUUUUUGUUUUCCUGACUUCCAGCGUAAUUCCGUCGAAGAUUGACAUUCACUUGCCUCAUGAUUAUUUCUCGUGACAGCCCCAAUAUCGUGUUAUUGAACCCCUUGUAUAUAAAAUAUAUUUUCUAUUUUUCGCAGUCAGCGGAACGAAAUCAGUAUGACCAAAAAUGAAGUUUUCUUUUUUCAAGCUCGUUUUUAUUUGAUUUUUUGAAAAGUGUUUUGUGUCAGUCAAAGCUUUAUUGAAAAAAAUGAAAAUUACACGAUUUCAAGUAGAUUAUGGGGAAUGGACGACUCGCGAUCGAAGAAUAAAAAAAUUCAGGCCCUAUUAAAUAGGAAAAGAAAAAUCGAAAUUCUUCCGCAGGUAUGUUUAUUUUUACCAUGUGAAAUUUCUCUUUGAUAUUAUUCAGAAUGAAUCUUCUUCAUGUGAUGAAGAACCUUCUACAAGUAAAGAGCCAUCCGGGAAGAAAAAUCUAAAAAAUGAGAAAAUUGAAACGGAAGACGUCCAAGCCAAAAAGGUUUCGAUUACUUUUUUUCAUUCUGGGUUUUUUUUAAAGUCUGUUAAGGAUGUUAAAUUCAUUCGGUUAGUUCAGUAAUUCUUGCUUUUUUUAAUUUUUUUGAAAUUUUCUUAUGAAUCAACUCCAAACUCUGCGCCUUGAGACGCCUCAACAAAAAGUUAAAAAAAGGUGGUUUUCUGAUACAUUUUCUUUUUCCAAAAACUACUACAAAAGCUUUCAAACGUUCCCUUGUCUCUUUUGAAAUCCUUAAAAUGAUUUCUCAAGCCAGCUGUGAAUGAACUAUAUAGCAGACAACCAAAAAAAUAAAAAAAUUGUUUUUUUAAAAAAUUUUUAAAAAGUUGAAAAAUUGUCGUCGAUCACGCCGUCAGGUACGCAAACAGUCUGACGCAAUAGGGUCAAAUUAUAUAAUUUUUGUCGUUUUUACUUUUUUUUCAAACUCUUUGUUUUCGUUCUUCAUUUGCCAGCUUUCAUUGUUGCUAGAAGUUGAAAAAAAUUUAGAACGAAAUUUCAGAAGAUUUUAAAACUUUUUAUUUAAUUUUUUUCCAAAAAUUCAAAGUUUUUUUCUGUUUGCGGUUUUGUUUUUCCUUUUCAAGGAUUUAUACCGAAAUCCAAAAAUUUUGUUUCAAAAAAACCGUGUUUAGUUUUUUUCUCAGUCACCCGAGAACGCUGCGCCUUUUAACUUUUUUUUCGAACGGACUAACUUCUCCUGUCUUUGUAGGAAAUUGACAACUUUUUUUGAGAACUAUGUUUAAUUGAAACACUUUUUAGGCCAAAGCAAGCUUGAUUUUUGAGGCGAAACGAGCAAAAGAGCGGGCAGAAGCCUCAGGGCCGCAAGGAUGGUAACCGACCGCCUUUUUUCGUGCCAAAUAAAUCAAGGGAUUGCAGGCUCAGACCCAAGAGUCUGGGAACGAACAAAGAAUUCCUGCAUCGGACGCUCGCCUCGACGCUACCGAGGAAACCGAAAGAGAAAAAGUGAAUUUCCCACUUGGAAGUAAAACAUCGUUCAGGUCCAACCAGCACUUUGCUUUUUUUUUCGAAUGAGAUUAAAGAUUAAUGGGCUUUCUUUCCAUUUUCGUUGGGUCUUGGCUUUGUCGGCAAUCCGUCCAGAGCUUCUUUUUUGCCUCCUAUUUUCUUUUUGCCAUAGCUCUCCCCCCCUCUGCCGAACAAAUUUAAUUGCCCUGGAAAAGUGGUUGGAAAUCAGUUUGGGGGCGAGGAAUCGGUCUUAAAUGCCCACCGUUUUGUCUUGCUUCCGGUUCGUCCUUUUUUCCUCGAGCUUUUCGUUCCUUUUCUGUUCUUUGCUUCCGCUCUUUAAAUGUGUUAGAGUUUUUUUUUGGUCUUGUUUUUGACAUUUCUCUGAGACUUUUAAGUAUGUUAAUUUUUGAUGACCUCGUUUUGAAAAUUCCUCAAAGAAGCAUAGUUUCACAAAGGUCUCGCGGCGAAAAGCGUCUUUCAUUUUUAUUUCUAGUUAAGCAGAAUUCUUUGGAUUUCAAAGUAGUAUGCAUUUUUUAAGGUUCUCAAAGGCAAAAAAAGAAGCUUUUUCAGUGAAAAUUUUAAACCGCUCCUACAGAUCUUUAAGACAAAUCAUUAAUUUUACUAGUCAGAAUUUUAUGACAUAUCGAAUGAAAUUAGCGUCGAUAAAUUCGAAGAAUCUCUUCUUCUUCAAAAAACUCAGUAAAAAUUGUUGAAAAACGAAAGUAAUGAACUAAUUAUACUUGAAAGAUAAAAGUAGGAAAAAUUGGGCAGUGAAGUCAGAGCGAUUUCGGAAAAUUUUAUUUUUAGAUUCCAAAUUUUCGAAUUUCACGAGUUUUAACGUGGCUUUGAUUUUAAAGAGUAACUCUGUAAGAACUAUCCCAACAAAGAUUUUUUUUUUGACGAAGCCACAGACGCUGAAAAACUUUGGAGACCAAGAUCAACCUUUUCUUCUGCGGAGCCAAAAUCUAUUGCAAAUUGACUAUCAGCUAGCGAAUUUCAUUAUGACUUUGAAGAUACCAACCUAUAUCUUUUGAGCGAGGUCGGGAAACCAGGAACCAGAAAAAAAAGAAGAAGAAGAAGCAAAAGUAGAGGCGGGGUCACACAAAUGCAUCACAUCAAAAAGUUUGUCUCGCCGUUGCACAUUUUUCGUUUUUCGCCUCAGCCGACCGCCUGUCGUGCCGAGUCUUUUUGCGUGA
This is a messenger RNA of Caenorhabditis auriculariae, 11869 nucleotides long. NCBI's taxonomy places the organism in Eukaryota, Metazoa, Nematoda, Chromadorea, Rhabditida, Rhabditidae. The record is from the annotation of a GenBank genome assembly.